CAAAGUUACCAAAAAAGAAGAUUCGCGGUUCUUCAUGUCACGCACCACGUGGUGGAAACGGCCAAUCACAACGAAGCAUUGUUCUCGAAGAAUCAUGGGUAAUGAAGUUUUCUUGCCGGGUUAGCAUUCCUGGAAAAGCAAAGGCGUUAAACCGUUGAUGUUGUGUGGGAAAAAAUGAUAUAAAAAGUAUUUUGGGUUAAUUCAAAUGUAUGAAUCAUUGAAUUAAUUUAAUGUAUUAAGUUGUGUAAAACUAAUCGGCUAUUUAUGCAAUUUAUAAACACAUGAAUUUACUUUUGCACUGCAGAUGCAAUUACAUGCUUCAUCAAGUACACGCCGUGUGUGCAAUGAUGCCACGCACACACAGACACGCAAACACGCGCGCACAGUGUAGGCUACGUCAGACAUGGAUUAAAGGAUGUGGGUUAGCCCUGAAUUAUCCACGGCUGUGUGCAGUGGAUGUGUACAGUGCAAGCGUCGAGUACUCAUCUCUGGACUCUGCUUGGGGAGAUAUUUUUUUACUUGCAGACACAUGCUGGUGCUUGCAUGGUUUAUGCUGCAGGGAUUUGCUUUGCUUUUGCUGCACACAGAUGAGAGGAAAGCAUCGUGAUGCUUUCACGGAGGCGAGAGUGAAGUGAUGCUGGGAUUUGGACUAAAAGGAGGAGACGAGAGUGUCAAAUAGAAGCGGUGCAUUCAAGUGUUUUUCCCGAAAAGGCUCACAUCUGUCAAGUCCUGAGGAGGAUGGUCCCGGGGGCUCCGAGCACCGGCACCUGCACCGGCACCACAAUGCUCCCCGCCUCGGAGGCGGCCAAGAUUUACCAGACCAACUACGUGCGUAACUCCCGCGCCAUCGGCGUGCUGUGGGCCAUCUUCACUAUCCUCUUCGCCAUCGUCAAUGUGGUGUGCUUCAUCCAGCCCUACUGGAUCGGAGACGGCGCCGACACCCCGCAGGCUGGCUACUUCGGCCUCUUCCACUACUGCAUUGGCAAUGGCCUGUCCCGGGACCUGACGUGCCAGGGCAGCUUCACCGAGUUCGCCAGCAUCCCCUCCGGUGCGUUCAAGGCCGCCUCCUUCUUCAUCGGCAUGUCCAUGGUGCUGGUGCUCAGCUGCAUCGGCUGCUUCGCCCUCUUCUUCUUCUGCAGCACGGGUACGGUCUACAAGAUCUGUGGAUGGAUGCAGCUGGCUGCAGGCACGUGUCUGAUCCUGGGCUGCAUGAUCUACCCUGACGGCUGGGACAGCGACGAGGUGAAGCGGAUGUGCGGCGAGCAGACGGACAAAUACACGCUGGGCGCCUGCUCGGUGCGCUGGGCCUACAUCCUGGCCAUCAUGGGCAUCAUGGACGCCCUCAUCCUCUCCUUCCUGGCCUUCGUGCUGGGCAACCGCCAGGACAACCUCGUGUCCGAGGAGCUGCUGGGAGACAAGAGUGGUAGCAAUGCCAUAUAACGUGCAGGAAAGCAGCAGUGUCACACGUGCAAAAGGUCUACUUCCUGCAUCAUGAUGUCACCUGAGUAUGCUGCCGUCUUCUUCUGGUCACAGCUGAUGCUCGGAUGUUGGUGAAAAAUCCCAGUCCACGUGGGAAUAUUCCAUGUGUAAAACAGCCGUCUCGUUCACCUGGGACUGCUUCUUUUUUCGGCAGUUUGCUUGUGUUGUGUCCUGAAUGGGACAUCUGUCCGUGUGGAUGGGACACAGCUUCACCUAUAAACUGGUUUUAAAAAAUACAAAAAAAAGAAGACUUUUUGCUCUGGGACAAUUUGGACAAAGAAAAACAGCCUCACUUUCAUUCCUGCAGGUCCAAACUGAGGAGAGCUGCUAACAAAAAAAAAAGUAAUGUUUUGUUACACUUUAAUGUUUGGUGUAUAACUGUAGAGGUGAAAAUGUUGUUGCAACAUAUUUUGAGGAAAUAAUAAUAGUCUAUAACUAUCAUCUCUAAAAAUAGUGUGUGCCAUACAGUUCCGUUCUGACCGUAUUGUGGAGUACUAAAGCGCCGCCUCCUCACAGCUUUCUGCAGAGCAAAGCAUUAUGGGAAAGACAGCAGAUAACGUGCUGCAUGCUACCUCUACAGUUCAUUCAUCAUGUUUUGCUUUUGUCCAAUAAAUACAUCAUUGAA
This is a messenger RNA of Dunckerocampus dactyliophorus (ringed pipefish), 2104 nucleotides long. It is a transcript of the gene lhfpl3, whose product is annotated as LHFPL tetraspan subfamily member 3. The transcript is spliced from 4 exons. Gene Ontology annotation, biological process: sensory perception of sound. Gene Ontology annotation, cellular component: plasma membrane. NCBI's taxonomy places the organism in Eukaryota, Metazoa, Chordata, Actinopteri, Syngnathiformes, Syngnathidae. The record is from RefSeq and is a predicted model, not a curated record. The coding region runs from base 739 to 1440 and encodes 233 amino acids.